Messenger RNA from Aedes albopictus (Asian tiger mosquito), 1774 nucleotides. Its product is annotated as beta-glucuronidase-like. The record is from RefSeq and is a predicted model, not a curated record. Bases 346 to 1746 code for a protein of 466 amino acids. Gene Ontology annotation, biological process: glucuronoside catabolic process; carbohydrate metabolic process. Lineage: Eukaryota; Metazoa; Arthropoda; Insecta; Diptera; Culicidae. Gene Ontology annotation, molecular function: beta-glucuronidase activity; carbohydrate binding. The transcript is spliced from 5 exons.
ACAGCUGCAUCUACACCAGGCGCGCACGUCGAGAUAGGGCAGGGCACCUACCCCACUGGACUAUCGCAGACAGCGAAGUUUCCAAUCGUCGACGACGAGGUGCUCUCUUCCACUUGAUACCUAUAGGAGCCUCCUUAGUUCAAAGCCGCGACUUCGAGCGAUACGUCGACGACGGUGACGACGACGGGUUGUAGAAGGUUCUGCUGCUGACUCCGAUCGUUUCCGAAUUCUACAGUUCGCGGCGUUGAAAGGUGGUUCUGGGAUAUCGUGCAUAAAACAACCUCGACCAUGAUCUGCCGGUGCUAAUCGUAUACGGUGUGGUACCUACCCGAAGAGAGAAAGAGCAUGGCAGCCGAACGAGGGUCUAGCGAACGAGAACGGCUGCUGCAACAUCGCCGGCGAAAACGGUUCCAGAAGCUGAAUGAAGUGCAACACAACCACAACAUGCGGUUGCUGGUGUCGGUACUAAUCGCUCUCACCUUUCUGAUUAUGGGAGUAAUCGGCUACAUGGUCAACUCAGUAUUCGGCACCAUGUUUUCCAACGGAAACGAAUCCUCAUCGGAGGGACUGCUGUAUCCUCGUGAAUCGGAAACGCGGGAGGUCAAGAAGCUGGACGGAAUGUGGAACUUUGUCCGAUCGGACAGCAAUAAUCCCUCGCAGGGCCUGCGGGAGAAGUGGUUUAGCGAUGAUUUAAGUAGGUUUAAGCGCACCAUUCAGAUGCCGGUGCCCAGUAGCUAUAACGACGUGACGGAGGACGCCGCCCUCCGGGACCACGUGGGCACGGUGUGGUACGAUCGGCGAUUUUUUGUGCCAAAAUCCUGGGGCGCUCAGGAUCAGCGGGUGUUUGUGCGGUUCGGGUCGGUGCACUACGACACGAUUGUGUGGAUCAAUGGAAUUCAAGUGGCCAAACAUGAAAUCGGGCAUCUGCCAUUUGAGGCGGAUAUCUCGACGGAGCUAAAGUACGGAGCCGAGAAUCGUAUAACGGUGCUCUGCGACAACGUGCUCCUACAAGUGACGGUGCCGCAAGGCAAGGUACAGAAUCAACCGGUGGAUGGAGGUGUCGAGUUGGUGCAAACGUACACGUUCGACUUCUUUAACUACGCCGGUAUUCACCGGUCGGUGAUGUUGUACACGGUUCCGCGAGUGUUCAUCCGUGACGUUGUGGUUAACACCGACCUGGUGGGUGACGAGGGUCACAUCUACUACAGUGUAAAGAGCAACCUGAACGGUAGUUACCAGGAUCUGCAGGCGACAGUGAAGAUCAUAGACAAGAACGGGUCGGUAGUGGCGACGGAUACCACUGCUGGGGCGGAUCUGAAGGGGGUAGUAUUAGUGAAAAAUGUGAAACCAUGGUGGCCAUAUUUGAUGCACGAAGAGCCGGGAUAUUUGUACAAUAUGGAAGUCACGUUAGAGGGUAAGAGCAACGAGGCGACCAAGCCUCUGGGAGAAAUUCACGAUGUGUACAGGAUGAAAGUGGGCGUGAGGACGCUGGAAUGGACCAAUACGUCGUUGUUGAUCAAUGGGCGUCCAAUUUACUUCCGCGGGUUCGGAAGGCACGAGGAUUCAGAUAUUCGAGGAAAAGGUCUUGACUACGCCUUGCUGACCAAAGAUUUUAAUCUAUUGAAGUGGGUAGGUGCAAACGCCUAUCGCACUUCACACUAUCCGUACUCGGAGGAGAGUAUGCAGUUUGCAGACGAACACGGUAUUAUGAUAAUUGACGAAUGUCCCAGUGUGGAUACAGAGUAAGUAUUUUCUUCUUGAACAGUGGUUUUCG